AUGGAACUUUGUUCAAUGGUUUACUAUCGAGAUUUUACUUGUGUUUCAAUGGAACAAAAACAAGGCGACGCCCCUACUGAAGGCAACAAUGUGGGAACAGAAUGUGUAAUGGACUAUAGUGAUCAAUUCACAACUUAUUCGAUAUUCAAUGGUAGAGGUGCAUUACUUAAAUGGGCUCGUGCACAAGGAAAAAUGAAUAAUAUUGUCAUUGCAAUUAAAAUGUUUGAUUAUGGAGGUGAGGGCAAGAGAAGACCUCAAGUAAUACUUGCUUGUGAGAGGAGCGGUAACUAUAAGUCUUGCAAGUCUAGUGAGACAACUGAUAUAAGGUCGGAUGCAAAUAGUGAUAUGAAAAAAUGUGCUAGGGACAUUGGUACCAAGAAAUGUGGAUGCUCAUUCUUGUUGAUAGGUGUCAAUAUUGGUGAUGGGGAUGAUCGGAAGUUGGAGGUGAUUUGUGGAGUACACAACCAUCCUAUUUCAAAGUAUCUUCAAGGUCAUUCAUUUGUGGGGCGACUUUCUAAAGAGGAAAAUGCCUUGUUGGUGGACAUGUCUAAGAGUUUGAUGAAACCCAAAGAUAUUUUGAUCACCCUGAAGGUAAGAGAUGCAACGAAUGUUUCAACUAUGAAGACAAUAUACAAUGCUAGGAUCCGAAAUAGAACCAAAGAAUUUGCUGGGAGAACCCAAAUGCAACAAUUCCUUAAUAAGUUAUCCGAACACAAUUAUAUUCCGUGGCAUAUGACAUCUGGUGAUAUUGUAACUAACUUGUUUUGGACACACCACAUUAAUAUUGAGAUUUUGCAUGCAUUUUCACAUGUACUUAUCAUGGAUUGCACCUAUAAGACCAAUAGGUAUUGUUUCCCACUAUUGCAAAUUGUGGGGGUGACAUCUACUAAUAUGACAUUCUCUGUUGCGUAUGUGUAUAUGAAUGCCGAGAAGGAAGACAAUUACACAUGGGCUUUGACUGCAUUGAGGAGUUUGUUGGAUGAUAAUUGUCUUCCUCGUGUUAUUGUCACCGAUCGAGAAUGGCAUAUUAACAAAGGAGUGUUGGCAAACUGCAAAAAGUUAUUUGGGACCCUCAAACAAUGGAAGCAAUUUAAUGAGGAUUUGAAUACUUUGGUUGGUUCAGAUACGAAGAAGGAAUAUUGGCGUUGUUUGCGACAGAUUGAGUCUAAGUUUAGUGAAUUUCAAAAAGCUCUUGAAUACAGACAUGACAAUUGGUUAAAUCCAUUUAAGGAUAGGUUUGUGGCCGCAUGGAUAGACACUUGUAUGCAUCUUGGAUCGACGACCUCAAAUAGGUUAGAAAUAGAUGGGGUGGAUGCUUUAUCAUGUGGUUAUGCUAUUCGUCGAACCCACCAAUUACCAUGUGCACAUGAAAUUACGGAGUAUAGAGAUCGUGGUGUACCAAUCCCACUUGAUGUCGUACAUUCACAUUUGAGGAAAUUAGAUCUCAUCAAUAUAGGAAACAAUAGUUAUGGCACAACUUCACCAGGAAGGUCACAAUUACAAAGAUUCAAUAUGUGGUAUGAACAACAAGAUAAUGAAAAGAAGAGACAAGUCCACAUGACACUGAAGGAGCUAAUGAACCCUGGUUCUACUGCGCUUGCUGAACCGAAAGAGAAGUUGAAGACCAAAGGGAGACCAUGA
Molecule: messenger RNA, 1641 nt
Organism: Prunus avium (sweet cherry)
Lineage: Eukaryota; Viridiplantae; Streptophyta; Magnoliopsida; Rosales; Rosaceae
Source: RefSeq, a predicted model, not a curated record